CUCCUCUGAUGGCAGCAAUGCUAUUGAAGGUCGGUUUUAUAGCAGCACUCAUGGCAGGCUGUGUGUUGCCGAGCUGUGCAGUAGAACAGAAGACGAGAGGAAGUGGAGAACCGCAGAGCCCUAACAAGAACACCGACAGGGACAUCAAGGUGAGGAAGAAUUACAUAACCGCUAAUGACAGGAGGCCUGAAGCUGCGACUCCGAGAAAGAAGGUCGUCAAGGCGGGGAGAGAGCGAGUUUCUCCGGGACUGAGAGACGACACCAGCUGCACCAGACUGGGGGGCAUCUGCCGGCCCGGCCGAUACAUCUGCCAAGGCCGAUUUCUGAAAGACAAGUGUUCCGGAGCCAAAGGGCGGCAGUGCUGCAUGCCAGUCGGAGCCUGGAGUGUCCUUUGUGCUGGCCACCACAACAACCGAGUGAGAGCCUGUGAUACGCACGGCUGUGGAGCAUUCAACGCCAAAAGAGUUAAUAGCCUCCAUAAAGCGGUGGAUCUGGUGUGUGAUGACUACGGUAUCAUCAACGCUCCAUUCACCGGCUCUCUGGCGGGUCCGGUCACUCGAAAGGACCCAUCUGGUAAUCAGUACGAUGGAGUCAAGCUCCUCAGUGAUGUGCACUGUGUGAAGAUCUUCAACAUCCGGCCCUACCGCUACUUGGGACCCGUGGCUCAGGGAGACGCCCUGGGCUACCUGCUGCCCCUGCAGGAGCGCUUCCCCGGCAUCACUUCACACCUGGAGUUACAGAUGUGCGACGGUGCUGAUCCUUCUCCGUUCAUAUGAGAGUGAGAUUUCACCUUGGAGAAGUUAUCUGAGAUGUGUCCUCAUUCGUACACAUUUGACUCCCUGUAGCCUGGACUCAGCACUCGGCAGCUGAAAACCUACAAAUUAGACUUCAAAUAUGUUUGUAUGUCCUGAAAUGAAGUCUGUUAUUAAUUCAG
Salarias fasciatus (jewelled blenny) is the source of this 934-nucleotide messenger RNA. RefSeq names its product leukocyte cell-derived chemotaxin-2. NCBI's taxonomy places the organism in Eukaryota, Metazoa, Chordata, Actinopteri, Blenniiformes, Blenniidae. The transcript is spliced from 5 exons. The record is from RefSeq and is a predicted model, not a curated record. The coding region runs from base 9 to 776 and encodes 255 amino acids.